This is a messenger RNA of Morone saxatilis (striped sea-bass), 3666 nucleotides long. Its product is annotated as excitatory amino acid transporter 1-like. Lineage: Eukaryota; Metazoa; Chordata; Actinopteri; Moronidae. The record is from RefSeq and is a predicted model, not a curated record. Bases 262 to 1872 code for a protein of 536 amino acids. Gene Ontology annotation, biological process: D-aspartate import across plasma membrane; L-aspartate import across plasma membrane; L-glutamate import across plasma membrane. Gene Ontology annotation, cellular component: plasma membrane. The transcript is spliced from 10 exons. Gene Ontology annotation, molecular function: glutamate:sodium symporter activity; neutral L-amino acid transmembrane transporter activity; L-glutamate transmembrane transporter activity.
CACUCCAACCAGCUCACAGCCAAAGAGUUCCUCUGUCCCUCUCACACUGAUCAAGCUUUAAAUCCAGAAGUUUUCCCUGAGACAUUACUCCAAAGGAACUUAUUGCUCAAGUCUAAAGGACACAACCAAAGGAGAGGUGUAACAGAGAGGAGGAAGAGCAACCGGUGACAAGUGAAUUAGCAACGCCUUUAUGGUGUUCCCAUCACAGCUUGAAGGAGUUCAAGUUCCUGCACGUUUAUAACAGGUCGGAAGAUUCCAGCUAUGACUCAGAGCUCUGGGGAGAACCCACAAAGGACCCGGAGUGGUCUCCACCAGCUCCGAGCCGGGAUCCAGUCCCGGUCGCUGAUGGCCAAGAAGAGAGUGGAAAGCAUCACAAAGGAUGAUGUGAAAGGAUUCUUCUUAAGAAAUGCCUUUGUGCUCUUUACCAUCGCAGCUGUCAUUAUUGGCAUUAUCCUGGGAUUUGCCCUGCGCCCUUAUAAAAUGUCUUACCGUGAAGUGAAGUUCUUCUCUUUCCCUGGGGAACUGCUGAUGAGAAUGCUUCAGAUGCUCGUGCUACCCCUGUUGGUUUCCAGUCUCAUCACAGGUAUGGCUGCUCUGGACAGCCGGGCUUCUGGUAAAAUGGGUAUGAGGGCAGUGGUCUACUAUACCACCACUACUGUCAUUGCUGUGUUCAUCGGUAUCGUCAUGGUGCUCAUUAUUCACCCCGGAAAAGGAUCGAAGGAUGAGUUCGCCAAGGCGCCACAGUUAGAGCAGAUCAGCCCAGCUGAUGCCUUUCUGGACCUUAUCAGAAACAUGUUUCCCCCUAACCUUGUGGAGGCUUGCACCAAACAGUUCAAGACGAAGUAUGCCAAGAGAGUAGUCCAUGUGACGAUGACAGUGAAUGACUCGAUAUUCACACUCAAUGGCAGCCAGGAGAUAUCCCAGGAGGAGAUGAUCCCAGUGCCAGGGUCGGUUAAUGGAAUCAAUGCUCUCGGCCUGGUGGUGUUCUCCAUAUGCUUUGGUCUGAUCAUAGGGAGCAUGAGGGAACAGGGACAACCCCUCAAGGACUUCUUCGACUGUCUCAAUGAAGCCAUUAUGAGGCUGGUCGCCAUAAUCAUGUGGUAUGCCCCUAUUGGUAUCCUGUUCCUGAUUGCUGGUAAGAUCGUGGAGAUGGAUGACAUUACAUCCAUGGGCGGCCAGCUGGGAAUGUACACAGUUACAGUCAUCUGCGGCCUCCUCAUCCACGCCAUCAUUGUCCUGCCAACACUCUACUUCCUUGUCACCAGGAAGAACCCCUUCGUUUUCAUCGCUGGGCUGUUGCAGGCACUUAUCACUGCCCUUGGAACAUCCUCUAGUUCUGCCACAUUGCCCAUCACUUUCAAAUGCCUGGAGGAAAACAACAAGGUGGACAAGCGAGUGACCCGUUUCGUGCUCCCCGUCGGUGCCACCAUAAACAUGGAUGGCACAGCUUUAUAUGAAGCCCUUGCAGCCAUCUUCAUCGCCCAGGUCAAUGAUUAUGAACUCAACUUCGGACAGAUUCUCACCAUCAGUAUCACAGCCACAGCAGCCAGUAUUGGAGCAGCUGGAAUCCCUCAGGCAGGCCUGGUCACCAUGGUGAUAGUGCUAACAUCUGUAGGCCUGCCCACUGAUGACAUCAGCCUCAUCAUUGCAGUUGAUUGGUUCCUGGACCGAUUGCGCACCACCACCAAUGUCCUUGGAGACUCCAUUGGUGCAGGUAUUGUGGAACACCUGUCUCGUCACGAGCUGCAGAAAAAGGACCCUGAGGUUGGAAACUCAGUGGUGGAGGAGGCAAACAAGAAGCCGUACCAGCUCAUCUCCCAGGAGAAUGAGUAUGAGAACGAGAGGCCUCCUCACAGCGAGACCAAGAUGUAGUGGCUAGAGUCUGACGUUGCAUACAUUCUUAGGAAAACCAUUGCGCUGCAUUGAACCACGUUCUCAAAUAAUCUCUUCUUAAUUUGCAAACCUUCCUCUUGCAAGAUUGAAGGGUUCAAAUUAAAUUGAUCUACAGCUAGAAUAUUUUUCAGCCAAGAUAAGUUCCACUAAUGUUUGAGGUCUGGUGUGGGCUUUCCUGAUAUACUGCACACUUGAAAUGGUUCACUGUUUUUCUAAGGGUUUGUGCUGUGAUGCUUUCUAAGAGUACUAUACCUAUCUGCCAUAGGAUGGCAGCUGUUUACUAUUACAGUGAGAAUGAACUACUCUAGUCCCUGGUGGUCAAUGGUCUGCAUGCCAUAUCCAACUUCUCUCAGAACUGUGAUGACUAAUCUAACCCACUAGAGGCCAGUAUUGCUGUGAGUCUUAACAUGCCGCAGCAGAUUACAGCCCAUACUUGCACAGACGCCUUUCUGGCUUUAAAGUUGUUGCUUUUGUUUUGUUUCUAUGUGGAUCAUGUAAGUGAAAUGGUAGUAAAAAUCUGAGACUGAGGUGAAAACUGUUGGAUAUGAUGCACAUACACUGGGGUGACCAGGCCAACUUCUUUGGGGGGAAAAGGGCUUUCUAUUUACAAACUUCUGUACAGAGAUUCCUGACUUUAUUUUCUAUGAUUUGGUGUACAGAUUUCAACUGAAUGAAUGCAUGAUGUCAUCUACCCUUAAGGUACACACACUUUUGUCCCCUAAUUAUCUAAACAAGUGAGUGCAAUUGUAAGGCAAACAUAGCUGUCAGAACAUCUUGGCAACUACCCAGCCCUUAAACCAACUAUUACAAUCAUUAAAGUGAUAAACCAAAAACCACUCAGCCACAUUUUCAUCUGAAAAUUUGCUCUGCUGAGAAUUUAAAUCUUCAUCCAAUCAGAAUUUUAAGCCAUCAUAUUUCAACCAAAAAAAGGACCAAAAAUAUUCCAAAUUUCUAUACAGUUUCAUUAAAUCAUACCCACCCAUCCAAACAAAUCGCUAACCUACACAAUAAUACAUCAAUGUUUCAAUAGGAAGAUAGUCAUGAUGUUAUUUCUGAUUAAUUAACUCUAAUGGUGUGUGUGAGUAAGUCUCUUACGCAGGCCCUCUAACAUGGAACUAAAACUAUUUGGUUGAAACAUUAAAGUGUCAGUAUGAAAUAUUGGUUUUAUAUUAAAUUAGUAAAAUGAUAGUAAGGGGUAUAUCAUUUUGAAAUGUUGCUGGACUAUACUAAGUCUUGUCUAUUCUCAACUGACCUUUCUUUAGAUAAUAAAAUCUAACAUUUAUUUCAUUUGAUUUAAUAUGGAUGCAUGUUGUAAAGUCAUGGCUUUCACUUAAUUCCCGAUCUUUUAUUUUAGCUAGCGUUAAUUUGUACGUAUUGUUUUGCAUUUGAGUAGGCCUAUAUAUAACAAAUGUAACAUUUACAUAGAAACUGCUCUGUAUAGAAGAUUCUUCUCAAUAUACCGUACUUGUAUAGAGAAAUGUAGAUAAAUCUGUACAUUAAUUGUAGAUUUAAAUUGUAAAGGGUUACUUGAGGAUUGCGUAUGUAAAGAUGCUGUAACCAUGCUCUUGUUGAACCUAAUGACCAACUAACAAUCCCUCUAGUUCCUUUUACAAAUGCAAAACUGGCUGAUUUAAAAGGACAAAAUGUUUUCCUUUACACACUUGAGGAAAUGGAAUAGUUCCUUUGUUUACAGUUGCUGGUGUCUCUCUUGAUAUGUCACAUGUGAGUGCACACACAUACACACACGACUGAACAAUAGUUGUAAUUUUUAUC